AUGGCUACCGAACACAUGCCCAACGGCAGCUACGCCCCGCACCAGGGCUACGGCGGAAUGGAUCAGAAUGCGUACAGCUACGCCGCCAACAAUCCUGCCGCAGCUGCGCAGCCGCCCGCUGCCACCGCGUCCACCAGCUCCAACAACACCUCUGCGCCCGCUCAGCCUGACAUCUCCAAGGAUGAGGUCGGCUGGUACUUUGUCGAGCAAUACUACACCACCUUGAGCCGGAGUCCCGAAAAGCUUUACCUAUUCUACAACAAGCGCUCGCAAUUUGUCUCCGGCCAGGAGACUGACAAGGUCGCCGUCUGCGUCGGUCAGCGCGCAAUCAACGAGAAGAUUCGCGAGCUCGACUUCCAGGACUGCAAGGUGCGCGUUACCAACGUUGACUCGCAGGCAUCGGACUCAAACAUCGUCAUUCAAGUCAUUGGCGAGAUCUCCAACAAGUCGCAGCCGCACAAGAAGUUCACCCAGACUUUUGUGCUGGCUACCCAAACCAAUGGCUACUUUGUGCUCAACGACAUCUUCCGCUAUCUGGUCGAGGAGGAAGAGGAGGCCGAGGCCGAGGCCGCCGCGCCAGCCACCGAAGACGUUCAGCAGGUAUCCGGCACAGAGAGCAGCACCGAGACGCAGACGGCACCUGUUGAGGCCGAGACACAGACGCUGACAAGCUCUGCCGACCCUGUCGCGAUUGAGCAAGGAGCGAACAAGGUAGACCAGGAGUUGGAGGAGAAGGUCAUCAAGCCGACUGAGCAAGAGAACUCUGCACCAACCACCAAUGGCGUGCACGAGGUCAAGACCGAGACCGCCGAUGCUGUCGAGGACACCCCACUGGCUGCGGCGCCAGCUGAUCCAGCCGUCGAGGCUGAGCCAGAGCAGACGCCAGUUGAACCAGAGGCUGAGCAGGAGACACCAAAGGACCCGGAGCCAACACCUGUCGCCUCUCCACCCAAGCAAGCCGCCCCGCAAUCUGCUCCAGCACCGAAGCCAGCUGUUCCCUCGGCACCAAAGACGUGGGCACAGCUCGCGAGCACACAAGCUCGUGUCGCGAUGCCAGCUGCGCCCACUCAGGCACCUUCCUCCACUGGUGCUGCUGCGCCGGCCCGUGCCGCUGUUGCCGCCGCAAAGGCUGCAACCCCAGCACCUGCCACGCCAUCGACCGCCGCUCCCUCUGCACCUGCCGCUCAGCGCCAGCAGGAGACUGCAGGCUCCGACUCCCAGGACGAAUGGACUGCUGUUGGCCACACGAGACAGCAGUCGAAGCAGACCAACAACAACGCAGCACAGCAGGAUGUCCCACAACACCGCGGAUACAUCAAGAAUGUUGCGGACAACGUCGACGCUGGUGAACUGAGGUCCAUUCUGGAGAAGUUCGGCGAGGUGCUCUAUCUUGACAUAGCACGUCAGAAGAACUGUGCCUUUGUCGACUUCAAGACCGCCGAGGGCUACCAGAAGGCUACCGCUGGUCCAUUCGAGCUGGGCGGUGAGAACCUCUUCGUUGAGGAGCGCCGAAUGCGCCCCGGCUCCACGCCUUACGUGCAGCGCGGAGGCCAGUACGGUGGUGGACGUGGCCGCGGAGGUCCUGGCGGUCAGGGCGCUCCACGUGGCGGUCGUGGAGGCUUCCCUUCCCAGCGGGGCGAGGGCGCCCCACGAGGUGGCCGUGGUGGUUUCGCACCAGGCAGAGGCGCUCGUGGUGGUGCGCCCGCACAGUAG
Molecule: messenger RNA, 1713 nt
Organism: Ramularia collo-cygni
Lineage: Eukaryota; Fungi; Ascomycota; Dothideomycetes; Mycosphaerellales; Mycosphaerellaceae
Exons: 2
Coding region: 1-1713 (570 amino acids)
Biological process (GO): ribophagy; protein deubiquitination
Cellular component (GO): cytosol; ribonucleoprotein complex; Ubp3-Bre5 deubiquitination complex
Molecular function (GO): mRNA binding
Source: RefSeq, a predicted model, not a curated record